Messenger RNA from Poecilia latipinna (sailfin molly), 1631 nucleotides. It is a transcript of the gene endou, whose product is annotated as endonuclease, polyU-specific. The transcript has 11 exons. Gene Ontology annotation, biological process: immune response. NCBI's taxonomy places the organism in Eukaryota, Metazoa, Chordata, Actinopteri, Cyprinodontiformes, Poeciliidae. The record is from RefSeq and is a predicted model, not a curated record. Bases 267 to 1541 code for a protein of 424 amino acids. Gene Ontology annotation, molecular function: RNA endonuclease activity; polysaccharide binding; scavenger receptor activity.
ACAUUUGAUUUUGCAACAGUCUUCCAUAGCCCGUCCUAAAAGACUGACUUAGAGAUCUGGCCAGUCAGGUUAAGGCAGAAACUACACUAAUUCAGUCUUUAUUCAGCCCUUCAUCAAUAGGAGUGGCAGACAGAAGAAGUCAGGUGGUUGAAAAGUUACAAAUAUCUGUGACAAUAGUAGAAGGAGAAUACUUUUGGGAAGAACCUCUAACCCAGUGAAACCUACCAUUCUGCUGAGUUGACAACACUGGGGGCUGCUGAUCCAAGAUGAAAGUCGCUGCUAUCCUUCUCCUUUGCAUGGCCCUGUUCCACCAGGGACACAGCAACUCAUGUCAGGGCCGGUGCGGGUAUGGAAUAGACACUAGUUACUCCUGUCAGUGCAACACAGCCUGUGAGAGGUACAACGACUGCUGUUCCGACUAUUACACACUAUGCAAAGAGGCGGCUCUGUCUUGUAAUGGAAGGUGUGGUGAAAGCUACAACUCUCAGAACCCGUGCCACUGCAACUCCCUGUGCUCCCAGUACAACAACUGCUGCAGCGACUACUCCACCCUCUGUAAUGCUGUAGCUGGACCCACAUCUUGUAAUGGCAGGUGUGAUGAAAGCUACAAUGCUCAGAACCCAUGCCACUGCAACUCCAAGUGCUCCCAGUACAACAACUGCUGCAGCGACUAUUCAGACUACUGUUCAACUGGUGAUUCUGGUGCUACCAUCACUGACGCUGAGAUCAAGUCUCUGUCUGAGACGCUUUUUGCCCUGGACACCAACAAGGCCUCGGCCUCUGAGCUGAUCCUUGACCCCCAAGCCCUGGUGGCCGACUCACAGACCAGCUCCAAGUCGGAUCUCUCCUCCAGACCGUUGUACAAGUUCGUGGAUGAAAACGCCCUGUUCACCCGCCCAACCUAUGCAGCCCUUCUGAAUCUUUUCGACAACUACAAGAGGAUCACCGGACAGGCGGAGAGCUUCACCUCUCAGCAGCUGACUGAGCAGGAGACGUUCCUGAAGGAGACGAUGUUGAACACCGAGCUGGGCAGAGAGCUGUUUGCUUUCCUUUACACCAAGGGUGUUUAUAAAUCAGAGGCAGAGUUCAUUGAGGACCUGAAGAACAUGUGGUUUGGUCUCUACUCCCGCUACAACGGCGCUAUGGACUCCAGCGGUUUUGAACACAUCUUUGCAGGUGAAAUCAAGGGAGGAAAGGUGUCUGGUUUCCACAACUGGAUCCGGUUUUAUCUUCUUGAGAAGCGAGGGGAGCUGAACUACUACAGCCACAGCUUCAACGGGCCUUGGUCUAACUAUCCUGAUGUUUUGGGACUGCAAUUCCACUGGGACGGCUACUACAAGCAGGUGGGCUCUGCAGUGAUUGGCUGCAGCCCUGAGUUUGAUUUGGCCCUCUACAGCCUUUGCUACAUUGCUCGGCCUGGGAAAUAUUGUUACCUCAGUCUGGGAGGAAAACAGCUCAUCAUACAAACUUACACCUGGGAUAACUCUUCCUAUGGAAAUGGAAAGAAGUACAUCGCCUCAGCCUAUCCUGUAUCAAUGUAAAGAGAAAAGAACAGAAGUGGAAAUUACCACAGCGUUACCAUUUCGUUCUCUACAUGCUGCAAUAAAGCAACAAAAAUAAUCUGAAAAUCC